Penicillium odoratum is the source of this 1197-nucleotide messenger RNA. RefSeq lists its product as uncharacterized. The transcript has 3 exons. The record is from RefSeq and is a predicted model, not a curated record. Bases 1 to 1197 code for a protein of 398 amino acids. NCBI's taxonomy places the organism in Eukaryota, Fungi, Ascomycota, Eurotiomycetes, Eurotiales, Aspergillaceae.
AUGAAGGCGCUAUCCCAAGUCUCAGCUGGAGCUACACAGCUGGUGCCAAGUAUCAAUCAUGCCGACGUAGGCUUGAAACAAGUCUAUGGCCAACUCAUCUUCUCCGGUUAUGACGCAUCUCGGUUCACUGCGAACUCGGUGUCGUUCACCAUGGCUGAUGACGUCACACGCGACCUGGUUGUCUAUCUUCAGUCCAUCAGCUAUAGCGGAUCAAAUUCCGCCACGUUACUGUCCGAGCCAAUUUCGAUCUUCAUUGACUCGACUGAUCCCAGCCUUUGGCUCCCGAAGAGUGUUUGCGAGGCGUUCGAAAAGGCCUUUGGUCUCACACUCGACAGCGAGAGCGAUCUAUAUCUUGUGAAUGACACUCACAACACCGAAUUGCUCAACUCGAAUGCGCAGGUGACAUUUCGGCUGUCCGAUGUGGAUCAAGGUGGAGAUACUGUGACGAUCACUCUUCCAUAUGAUGCUUUUGCCCUGACUGCAAAGGCUCCGUUGGUCGACAAUAGCAGCUACUAUUUCCCGCUGAAACGCGCAGCCAACUCUACCCAGUAUACAUUGGGCCGAGCUUUCUUGCAAGAGGCGUAUCUCUCGGCCGAUUACGAGCGAGGUGUCUUCAAUGUGUCGGCAUGCGCUUGGGAUGAAAAUGCUGAGGAAGACAUCAUCACAAUCACGUCUAAAGAUUCGGACUCCUCCACUUGCUCUGGAAACACAUGCACGUCCAGUGCUAGUAGCUCUAAUAACUCAGAUAACUCUUCACCACUCAGCCGCGGCGCUGUAGCUGGCAUCGCCAUUGCGGCGCUGGUCGGAGUAGCCAUUCUCGCGGCAGUCCUCUUCUUUUUCAUUCGCCGUCAACACCAAAAGACAGCAUACAGAGCGACGUCACCGAGGCCCGGUAUAUCUGAAUACUUCGGUCCGAUACACAAUGACCCUUCUCUCGGCCCAUCACUGCCAUCUGACCCAUCUGCCCCAUCUGCCCAACCAGCAACAUUUUGGUCACCAGACGAGAUAUUCGGUGGUGGAAGUGACAGUAUUAAUGGCGCGAGUAGCAGCAGUGGUGUGAAUCAUGAGCAAAGUGUUGAAGAAAAUCACAUGGAACUAGACGGUACACAAAUUCAGCCAGUCUAUCAUGAGCUGGCCGGCAGUGAAGUUGAGAAAACAAGACCAGGGCUACCGCAGCAAGCGUCGCGUACGACUUAG